Messenger RNA from Mercenaria mercenaria, 986 nucleotides. Its product is annotated as L-threonyl-[L-threonyl-carrier protein] 4-chlorinase-like. The transcript is spliced from 7 exons. The coding region runs from base 108 to 911 and encodes 267 amino acids. The record is from RefSeq and is a predicted model, not a curated record. Lineage: Eukaryota; Metazoa; Mollusca; Bivalvia; Venerida; Veneridae.
AUAACUUAAAAUACCGAAUAGUAAAGUGAGAUUACGUUUUAUAUUAAGUGAAGGGGAACAACUCUUAAAACCAUAUUACAGAUUAGAAAAGUUCAAAUAGCAUUGGAAUGGAAAGUAAGUUAUCAAACAAUUUCAGCCGAGAUGGGUAUCUAACUGGUCUAGAUGUACUGACAGAUGAAGAGGUUGCAUAUUUCUUGAAAUCUUUUCUUGCAUACGAAGAACGUUUGGGUGGAAAGGUGACUGGCGCCUACAGGUUCAAAUCCCACCUUCUGUUGCCAUGGAUGUACAAGCUUGUCACUCAUCCCAAAAUAUUGGAAAUUGUCAAACAAAUAUUUGGACCUGAUAUUCUUUGUUGGUCAACAGAUUUGUUCCCGAAAGAUCCCGGCACCGGAAAAGAAUGUGCCUGGCAUCAGGAUGCUACGUAUGUUGGAAUGGAUCCACCAGAUGCUCUUACAGUGUGGGUAGCUCUCACAGAAUCUAAUCUACAAAACGGCUGUGUUCAGUUUUCAAAAGAAAGUCAUUUAAAGGGUCAGAUGGAGCAUACGAAAACAUUCGCUGAUAAUUCCAUGUUGUUAUAUGGUCAAGAAAUUCCAGUAGACGUAGAUAAAUCCACUGUCGUUCAUGCAGUACUGAAACCUGGACAAGCUUCCGUUCAUCAUAUAAUGACCGUUCAUGCUUCAGGGCCUAAUAAAGGUGACGGAAGACGAAUUGGUAUUGCUGUCCGGUAUUGUGGUGCUUAUAUAAAACAGCAACAAGGUAUCGGAGAUUCAGCCAUGUUAGUGUGUGGCAAGGAUCACGGCAAUUUCCCUCUGGAGCCAACUCCAGUUGUGGAGUUCGGACCCGAUGAAGUUGAAGCUCACAAGAAAGCUGUAGGGGCUGUGGGUCCGGAGGAUCGGAUAAAGGCACAAUGACCGCUGUAUUUCCUGUUCUUAAUUGUGUGAUAUUUGAUGAAAAAGAAAUCGUGAUAAUAGAUAUGACAAACAGUA